Messenger RNA from Solanum stenotomum, 1110 nucleotides. RefSeq names its product putative F-box/LRR-repeat protein At5g02700. Bases 1 to 1110 code for a protein of 369 amino acids. The record is from RefSeq and is a predicted model, not a curated record. Gene Ontology annotation, molecular function: protein binding. NCBI's taxonomy places the organism in Eukaryota, Viridiplantae, Streptophyta, Magnoliopsida, Solanales, Solanaceae. The transcript has 2 exons.
AUGGCUGAUCUAUUGCCUGAAUGUCUCAUUCAUAAAAUACUUUCUUACCUUAGUUUAACAGAAGCAACUCGGUUGAGUAUUCUCUCGAAAACAUGGUUGCAAGCAUGUUCGACUCUUCCCAACUUGGAAUUCACAGUUAAGUAUCGCAACAAUUUGAAAAUAGUGGAUAAUAUCAUGGAGAGAUAUCGGGAUGAAAAAAUCCCUAUUGAAAAGUUUGAAUUAUCAGACUUUAGUUAUUUGCGUUUAGUUUUCCCUAUGUUUGAUAAAUGGCUUGACAUUGCACUUCAGAACCGUGUACAACAUAUUGUCUUCGGUGUUCCUAGCUAUACGUCGUACCCCUUGCCUAUUUUCAAAAUCUUUGCAUCAAAAUCUUUAAGAGAAUUGGUUCUAAGGGGUAGUAAUUUAAAGCAUGUUUCAUUAUCUAGUGGUGUGGUGAAGUGCAAUUCGUUGAGAAAGCUUACUCUAUCUGAUGUAGUUUUAGAUGAAAACAUGCUUCAGACUCUACUUAAUAGUUGUCCGUUUAUUUUCAAUUUCAUCUUUGAUAAUUGUUACGGGUUGAAAAAGAUUGAGCUACUGAAUAAUCUUCAAAAGAUCAAGUUGGUUUUAAUUUGGAAAGCUGGAAACCAGCUCGUUAAAAUUCAAGCACCAACUCUUGAACACUUGUCUUAUGUUACUCAACCGGAAACUUCUCCUAAGUUGGAUAUUGUUGAUGCUCCAAAUUUGGUGUCACUUGUGUAUGAGGGAAAUCUAGUGCCCACGAUUUUCGUGGAUGAUAAAUUGCCAUGGAGUUGUCAUCCUAGGAGACUCCUCCUCGAGUCAAAUGGUACAACGAUUGCAUAUGUCAUGGACCGUUUAAUGUACAUGAAGAGUUCGAGUCAAUUAAAAGAACUAAAACUCUAUAGAUUUGAUUGGGGAGAAGUGAGAUGGCAAUUUGUGGAACUCGGAAGGGGAAAGGAGAUCCUCUUGUUUGUCAAAAAGGGACUAGUUGUUCGGUAUGAAACCUUUGAACAACUUAACUGCAUUGAUGCUUAUGCAUCUGCUAUUGAUAACAUGAAACUCGAGGUCAAUUUUACCAGACUUGUGGUUUUUGCAUUGAAUCAGUCUAUAUGA